Molecule: messenger RNA, 309 nt
Organism: Staurois parvus
Lineage: Eukaryota; Metazoa; Chordata; Amphibia; Anura; Ranidae
Source: the annotation of a GenBank genome assembly
AUGAGAACAGUAGGUGUGAAGACCCAGGAACUCAGCACAGACAUGGUGGGAACCCCUUAUAUUGGGCACAGCAGAUGUAAAGACCCAGGAACUCAGCACAGAGCUGGUGGAAACCCCCUCAUAAUGGGCACAGCAGGUGUAAAGACCCAGAAACUCAGCACAGGGCUGGUAGGAACCCCUCAUAAUGGUCACAGCGGGUGUAAAGACCCAGAAACUAAGCACAGGGCUGGUGGGAACCCCUCAUAAUGGGCACAGCAGGUGUAAAGACCCACAAACUCAGCACAGAGCUGGUGGAAAACCCCCUUAUAA